This is a messenger RNA of Vigna angularis (adzuki bean), 3603 nucleotides long. RefSeq lists its product as uncharacterized. The coding region runs from base 1355 to 2377 and encodes 340 amino acids. The record is from RefSeq and is a predicted model, not a curated record. NCBI's taxonomy places the organism in Eukaryota, Viridiplantae, Streptophyta, Magnoliopsida, Fabales, Fabaceae. The transcript has 2 exons.
UUUUUUUUUUGAAUUACUUAUUUAUUAUGUGUGCACCCAUAGAGGGGCAACUAGUACUAUGCAGUAAGACGUAUCCUUUAAGCUUUAUUUUUAACUAGCUAGGGUUGAAGUUUAAGCAUGUGAAGUUUGUAUAUCCAAUCACCUUCCUUUUUCACUGUUCUCUCUCUCCAUAUAUAUGUAUACACAACAGCUUUUAUUUUAAUUUUGUCAAUGGUCAAUGAACAGUUUUAGCCAAAUGAUUUCUAAUGUUGUAAGACCAGUGUAGACAAAUGAAUUUGUGGAAAAAACUUGACUUUAGAAACUAAAUUAAUUAGUCUGUUUCAUCUAUUUAGGUAGAAAAACAAAUGUAAAAGCAGGGAUUGUGAAGAAUAUUUUACUUAAAGCAAAAAGGAGAUAAAACGGGGGAUGUGACACUUUCGAAACGGGGUUAAUGCUAAUUUAAUGGAAAGGACCAAAUUAACUCUAUUUAAAACAUAUUGAGACUCAAUUGAGUCAAAAAGAAAAAUAUAUAAAUCAAAGUGAAUCAUAUUUUAAAUAUAGGGAUCAAAUUACUAAUCAAGUCUUUUUUGUUUAUAAUCUGUCAAUAACUUUGCCUAUUCAAGAACCAAGAUAGCAGCAAGUAUAUAUCACUUGAAACUGCACCAUACAAAUUGUGAAAGCCAGAAUAAAUCAAAUUAAAUAUAAUAUUGCAAUCACUUGUAAUUUGUCUUUGACAUGAAUAGAAUACAGUUGUCUAACAAUUUGUUAGAUGACCUCAGGGAGCUUCGCAAUACACCAUUAUUCAUUACUGUUAGAUGUUAAGAUGUGUCUUUCUGUUAUUUGGGCUUAGUCUAUUAUGUAUUAAGGGCAUUGGCCCAUAUCUUACAAUAUAAAUAAACUACCCUAUGUGUAGUCUAAACACAUAAGGGAUAUUUUCUCCCAAUCUUCUUUAUAUCUCAUAUGGUAUCUAGAGCACAGGAAUAGUUCCAGUCAACUCCACGGUCUCCGGCACCCACUGCUGCUGUUGUCGCGUCGCCGCCGCUGCCGUCGCCACCGCCGCGCCGUCGCCGCCGCCGCCGCCGCGCCGUCGCCGCCGUCGCCGGAGCUCCAGAAUCGACCGGCGACCACACCAUCCGAAGCGUCUCGGCCGGGCGACCACCGUCGCACGAAGAUCGCCGCGAUCGGAGCUCUCACGCGCCUCCACGCGCCGCCGCAAGAGUCGCCGCUGCCGCCGCUGCCGCCGCGCGUGCCGGCGCGUCGCCGGAGCUUUCCGCCGCCGAUCAGCACCGCCGUGAUCGCCUCCUCGCCCUCUUUCUGGAUCUGUAGUCGUUGCGUCAAUCGGAGCACUUUGAAUUUUUAGGGUUUCUCCCUCUCCAUGGCGUCUUCCUCGUCUACAAACACCUCUAUUGGUGGCUCAUCUUCUGAUCCCUCAAUAUAUACUAAUUAUGUGAAUGUACACUUGUCCAUUGACAAGUUAGAUGGCACAAAUUAUGCAACCUGGGCGUCCGACAUCAAACUUUGGCUGAAGAGUCAGGGGUACUUAGAUCAUCUUACUCAAAAUGUGACUACUGCUCUCAUAGAUGACACUUCCCGCUGGAUGAAAAUUGAUGCUCAGUUAUGCAUUGUUAUAAAGUCCACCAUUCACUCCUCACUGAAACAAAUGUUUCGAUCCUAUGAGACAUGUUCAGAAGUAUGGGCACAAGCGAAGUUGUUAUACACAAAUGACACUCAGCGUCUUUAUGGUGUUUGUCAGGACCUAUUAACUGUUAUUGGUCCGCGCAAUCCUGGUCCCAUGGCAGAAUAUUUGGGUAAAAUUCAUGCCCUUCUUCAUGACUUUAAUGAUAUAUUACCUCCUGCUUCCACUCCUGCUGAAGAAUUGGAACAACGAUCAAAGUUCUUCAUGUUGUUGGCAUUAUACGGACUCUCUGAUGAUGUUUCUCAUGUCCGUGAUCAGAUUUUGGGUUCUCCUGUCAUACCCAACUUUACUUCUACUUGUUCUGCUCUUUUGCGUAUACCGAGCAAACCCGUCACUGAGACAUCUCCUCGUACUGAUGAUUCCUCUGUUAUGGCUGCUCAACGUGAUGAUCGAAGUCGGUCUCGCAAGCCAAGUAAAGGACGUCCAAAAUGUGACCAUUGUGGCAAGUUAGGCCACAAGAUUGAUAGAUGUUAUGCUCUCCAUGGACGUCCUCCUCGACCUGUAGCAGUGGCAAAUUCUGAUCCACCUCCCCGAUCACCGUCUGCAGACCAUCCUACUUCAUCUAAUAUCGUAGACAAACCUGCAAUCUUUAACGAAUUUCUCAGAUGGAAGAAAUUUAUAUGGAGCAACCGCCUGGCUUUGUUGCUCAGGGGGAGUCCUCUGGAUUGGUAUGUCGUCUUCGCAAAUCCUUGUAUGGCCUAAAACAGUCUCCUCGGGCCUGGUUUGGUAAAUUCAGUUGUGUUGUUCAACAAUUUGGUAUGUCUCGCAGUGAAGCGGAUCAUUCAGUGUUCUAUCGCCACUCGAGUGCUGGAUGUAUCUAUUUAAUAGUGUAUGUCGAUGAUAUUGUUCUCACAGGAAGCGACUAUCUUGGCAUCUCUCAGAUGAAACAACACCUUUGUCAUCAUUUUCAAACCAAAGAUCUUGGCAAACUCCGGUACUUUUUGGGUAUUGAAGUAGCACAAUCCAAUGAUGGUAUUGUCAUAUCUCAGAGGAAGUAUGCGUUAGACAUCUUGGAGGAAACAGGGUUAAUGAACUGUAAAUCUGUUGAGACACCUAUGGACCCUAACAUCAAACUCCUACCAAAUCAGGGGGAGCCUUUCUCAGAUCCUGAACGGUACAGAAGACUAGUUGGUAAAUUAAACUAUCUUACUGUUACGCGUCCUGACAUUUCCUUCGCAGUUAGUGUGGUGAGUCAAUUUCUAAACUCCCCAUGUGAAGACCAUUGGGAUGCAGUUGUUCGUAUACUGAAGUAUAUUAAAAGAUCACCUGGAAAAGGUUUGCUAUAUGGCCCUAACAACGAUACAAAGAUCGUUUGCUAUUCAGAUGCUGAUUGGGCUGGUUCCCCUUCUGAUAGGAGGUCUACUUCUGGAUAUUGUGUCUCUAUUGGUAGCAACUUGAUAUCUUGGAAAAGUAAGAAGCAAAGUGUUGUGGCAAGGUCGAGUGCAGAAGCAGAAUAUAGAGCUAUGGCAUCAGCUACUUGCGAGCUUGUGUGGCUUAAACAAUUGCUUAGUGAAUUGAAAUUUGGAGAUGUCACUCACAUGAUACUUAUAUGUGAUAAUCAAGCUGCUCUCCAUAUUAGCUCUAAUCCUGUCUUCCAUGAGAGAACCAAACACAUUGAAGUUGAUUGUCAUUUCAUUCGAGAAAAAAUCAUAUCCGGAGAUAUCAAGACUGAGUUUGUUAACUCAAGCAACCAGUUGGCAGACAUAUUCACUAAGUCCUUACGAGGACCUAGAAUUAAUUAUCUUUGUAACAAGCUUGGAACAUAUGAUUUAUAUGCUCCAGCUUGAGGGGGAGUGUUAGAUGUUAAGAUGUGUCUUUCUGUUAUUUGGGCUUAGUCUAUUAUGUAUUAAGGGCAUUGGCCCAUAUCUUACAAUAUAAAUAAACUACCCUAUGUGUAGUCUAAACACAUAAGGGAUAUUUUCUCCCAA